Molecule: messenger RNA, 4278 nt
Organism: Lachancea lanzarotensis
Lineage: Eukaryota; Fungi; Ascomycota; Saccharomycetes; Saccharomycetales; Saccharomycetaceae
Gene: PAN1
Product: LALA0S01e09186g1_1
Exons: 1
Coding region: 1-4278 (1425 amino acids)
Biological process (GO): endosomal transport; endocytosis; actin cortical patch assembly
Cellular component (GO): actin cortical patch; cytoplasm; mating projection tip
Molecular function (GO): protein binding; calcium ion binding
Source: RefSeq, a predicted model, not a curated record
AUGUUCAAUCCGUAUCAGACACAGGGUCAAGGCUUUUCCCAAGGCCAGGGAAAUGCUUUCAGCCAGCAGUCCACAGGGUUUUAUCCGGGGAAUGGGCAACAGCAGCAGCAGCCCCAGCAGCCUCAGCAGCCCCAUCCUCAACUGAACCAACGUCCAACGACAGAGUUUGGCACUAUGCAGCAAAAUGUUCCUUCUUCCUUCGGAUUUCAGCAACAGCAGCAGCCCCAACAGCAACAACAGCAACAACAACAGCAACAACCACCAUUGCCCAACUUCUCAAAUGCAGGGAAUCAAUUUUCGAAUUCCUCAGGAUUUGGGGGCAAUCAACAAUCUUACGGCUAUCCAGCGAGCAGCAACGGCAUCCAACCACAGCAAACGGGGUAUUCUCAAGCGCUCCAACCACAACAGACUGGCCAGUUCUCCCAACAAGUCCCUCAGACUUCCUUCUUUAACCAGGCUCAAAACCAGUUCCAGCCUCAAGCUACCCAGUUACAGCAGCAGCAGCAGCAGUCUCAAACUGGUAACUUUUUCGAACAGCCCCUCUCAAACCACCAGUAUCAGCAACCACCUUUCCCAAAUCAAACACUUCAGUCUCAAAACACAGGCUACUAUCCUCCUCAACAGGCACAGCAGCAGCUUCAGCCACAGAGUACCGGCUUCCCUAACCAAUCUCAGGGAAUGGCUGGAUCUCAGCCAUUACAAUUGCAGCAGACCAAUCAGUACUCUCAACAAUCCCAGCCAGCACAAUCCCAUCCAACUGGCUUUUACCCACAGCAGGGACAAAAUCUACAACAAUCUCAGCAAUCCCAGCAGAGCGGAUUCCAAUCAUCGCAACAGCAGCCUCUCCAGCCUCAACAGACUGGCUUUUACGCACAACAACCACAGCAGACUGGCUUUCAUUUCGGAGAGCCUGUACAACCGUUGAAGCCGACUGCCACAGGUUUUGUCAACUCAUUUGCUAAUAAUGGUAUUAAUGACAGUCUCAAAAUUCCUUUGAUGCGACUAUCAUUUAUGACAGCUGCCGAUCAGGCGAAAUUUGAGACUCUGUUCAGAUCUUCAGUGCCUCAAGGCUCAAAUACAAUUUCUGGUGGAGCUUGCAGAGGCAUUUUGAUGCGCUCCGGUGUAUCUCCCUCGCAAUUGGCCAAAAUAUGGACUCUUUGUGACACAAGUAAAGCCGGUGAGCUUUUGUUUCCUGAGUUUGCUCUAGCCAUGCAUUUGGUAAAUGAGGUGAUUCAAGGCGAUAGUGUUCCCUUCGAUUUGAAUACGAAGGUUAGAAACGAAGUAGCCAGCUUUGUGGAUGCUAUCAACGUUAGCAUUGCUGGCGGUAGUGAGAGCAACGUUUCCCAGCCGCCUAGAACUCCAUUUGACGAUCUUACUUUUGGCGUUCAAAACCUUCAGCCACAACCAACUGGGGCCAUGCCUCAAAUAAGCUUUGGGACACAGUUGCAGCCUCAAAACACGCAGGGACCAUUGAAUCCCCAAUUGACUGGGUACCUACCUCCCACUUCUUUCAACCAGAUGCAGCCUCAGCAAACAGGCGGUCAGCUACAACCUCAAUUAACUAACCAAUUUCAGCAACCGGCAGUUAACGGACCUUUGCAAUCUCAGCUGACUGGUGGCUUUUUACAAUCACAAGCAACUGGAAUGAUGCCUCCAACUUCAUUCAACCAACCUCUCCAAUCUCAGUUGACGGGAGCUGCAAACUUGCAACCCCAAAACACGGGGUCAUUCGCUGGACUGUCUUCCGUUUUGACUGGCCAGCCCACUGGUCAACAAGGUGGCCAAUUUCUGCCAAGCGCACCUUUUUCGAACUCUUCUUUCCUCCAGUCUCAAACCACAGGAUAUUUGCCUCCCUCGAACUUCAAUCCCACGGCCCCUCUCAGUGCCCAAAAGACGGGAUAUGGACAUAACGAACUCUACAGCCAGACCAAUAUGGCCAACAAAUUCAUGCAAGCUGAUACUGACUCGCUAACACGCGAAGAGAUGUCAUUGUUUUAUAAGAUGUUCGACACCUACGAUACUUCAAAUAAGGGAAUCUUGGGUUCAGACAUCGCUGUUGAGAUUUUCAGGAAGUCUGGUCUGAAUCGAAGUGACUUGGAGCAGAUUUGGAAUCUUUGUGAUACAAACAAUAGCGGGCAAUUGAAUAAGCAAGAGUUUGCCUUGGGGAUGCAUUUAGUAUACAAGAAACUGAAAGGAGGCGAGUUGCCCAAUCGACUCCCACCUAGCUUGAUCCCCUCAAGUACAAGGAUUCUGAAUUCAGUCAUCAGUCAAAUGAAGAACGAUACCAAUUCGACCAAAAAGGAACCUACGAAGAUAGACGGGUUCUCUUUCAAGCACGACGACGAUGAGCUUUUACCAAGCUCAAGGAACCGCCGUAAAACUCAGCCAACCCAAAUCAAUUCACCGCAAGCAAAUAGCGCUUCGACCUUUCAGGCCACUCCAAGGGAACCUCUUGAUACCUCUCGGUCUUCGCAAGUUGCAGAUAAGAACGAUGAGUUGGCUAUCGAAGAUUUGAGUAGGAAGAUUCUCGCUCUGCCAUUGCCCAACUCAACUUCGGAUUAUGAUGCGAAAGGCUUACCACAGGGUACAAAAGAAAAAUUUGAUUUACUCACGAACAAAGUGCCACGGCUUCUUGAAGAAAUUUCAGAGGUCAAUAAUCAAAUUACGAUGGCCAAGAUCGAUCUAUACAGGCAGAGGAAUCCUUCUUCUUUGGUUGGCACAGGGCAAAAUGGUGAAGUUACAGAUGAUGACAGGAGAAAAGCCAGGAGUAAAGCUCUGCUGGCCUCGAGGAUGGCUGCUUUAACUGGAAAGCCGUCCACUGGUACUGACGUUGAUCAACAGGAGCAGAGAUAUAACGAGGAAGUUGCUAACAUUCAAUCCCAGAAUAGAACCAAUAAGUCAAUUAUAGAAGACAUUCAAGCAUCGAUCUUCGAAAUCGCAGCAGCUGUAAAUUAUGCGAUCGAAGGAAAAGCGCCAGUCAGUGGUCGGGAAUACGAAAAAUGGGAGCUAGGAGUUGGUGUCGAUCCUCGAGUGCGCUUUUUACUCUCAAAAUUAAACUCUAAGGUGUCCCCACAAACUAUUGGCUACCGCGGGGCCAAGAAUACGGGGAGUGGCUCCUCUUCGCCAGCUCCAGCAGCAGCAUCACAAUCAACGCCAAGCGAUAGAUCCGCGUAUUUAAAAGAGCAGGCACAGAGAAAAAUGAGAGAGCGUCUUGCAAAUCUCGGUCUGGGAAAGAAAAACGUGGCUGUACAGCCAGAUAGAUCAGGAAAAGACGAGGAUGUCAACAGACUCCCUGAUCGAUUGGAUGCCCUCGAAUCGAAGCCUAGUAGUACCAGCAGGGAGUCAAAUGCGCCCGCAGUAAUUUCUUCCAACCCGGUACCUGCGGCUUCUUCGUAUCCUACAGAAGGUUUCCAAAGCGAGGUCGUGCAGAAUGGUGGUGGCACCCACCUAGCGGCUCACGAGUCUGCCAAUCCCGGUCAAAAUCUUGAUGCUGUUAAGGAAGGUGGGCAUUCGUCCGAACAAAGAGAUAAAGACCCGAGCGUAAACGUUGCUCCAGCUCCUAAGAUAGCAGCUACACCUCAACCUACGACUAAUAGUGUGAAACACAAUCCAUUUGGCGUUCCUCGUGCAGGUUCCGUUGCGUCGACGCCAACGGGUGGAAGAAAUCCGUUCUUUAAAUCAUCACAAUCGAGCUCAUCUUCAUUUGAUGCUAAGGCUGCUGAAGCUCAACGGAGAAUCCAACGGGGACUAGACGAUGACGACGACGAUUGGUCUGAUGACGACAAAAAGGUGGAGGAGACCACUGCUCGAGGAACUCCAGCUUCCGUGGCAUCAGAAGCGGCUCCAGUUGCGCCAGCUACGGCUCCAGUUGCACCAACCCCCGAAGCACCAGCUCCAGUGGCUCCAGCGCCAGUGGCUCCAGCUCCAGUGGCUCCAGCGCCAGUGGCUCCAGCUCCAGUGGCUCCAGCUCCAGUGGCUCCAGCUCCAGUGGCUCCAGCUCCAGUUGCAGCUACCCCAAAUGGUCCUGCUCCACCAAACGGUGCACCAGUGCCAAUUGCUCCUCCAUUACCGCAAAUUGGAACUAACCCCGGAAACCCAGUGCAGGAUGCUGCUGUUGUACCAGCCAAUUUAGCGGUCAAGACGGAAGAUGAUCAAGGUGACCGUUCCGACGACGAUCUUUCGAUUCCUGAAUCUGUUGAUUCGUUCACCGAGGCCCAACCUCCACAAGGAGGAAGUGUUCCUUCCUUCGGUAUUCCUCCCCCACCUCCACUUCCCUGA